AAGUCUUUAAUUAUAAUCAUUAUCAUACACAGGCAGUCUUAAUGAUGGAUUCUGAAAAGAGAAUAAGAUUACUACAAUUUGUUACUGGCACGUCACGUGUACCUAUGAAUGGAUUUGCUGAGCUUUAUGGUUCAAAUGGACCACAGUUGUUUACAGUUGAACAGUGGGGUACCCCUGAAAAAUUGCCAAGAGCUCAUACCUGCUUUAAUCGCUUGGAUUUGCCCCCGUAUGACUCAUUUGAAGAUUUAUGGGAUAAACUUCUUCUAGCGAUUGAAAAUACUCAGGGCUUUGAUGGGGUUGAUUAAGCCACAGACAUAAAUUGUAACAGUCCAGUGCUGCAACUUCAUUUCAAGGGUUUACAGAUUUGAAUUUUCCAGGGACUACCAUUUUACUUAGUCACAUGAGUAUUCAAUCUUCAUAGUAUCACUUGUAAAAUACGUAUUAAAAAUUCACUAACGUUUGAAAACGUAUUUUGCCAUUUCCACAGUUUUGUAUACUUUGAUAGUUACUACAAAAUAUACAUUGGAUGGGCCAGUGCCAAGUAAGUCAACAGCUAAAAUGUUUUUAAGCAGUUGCUUCUUCUUACAGUAUUUGACAGACUGUCCUGCAGUAAACUACUGAAGUAAAACUGUGAAGAAAUCUUUGCAGAGGAUGUAAAUUUGAAUUGCUGCUUUGAGAGAAACGACUGAAAUUGUUAGUGAGUUAAAAAUAUGUACUUCAUGUAAUGCAAUAUCAUCUGUGCUGCUUCAGGCUAUUUGCUACAGACCUGCCCCAAAGCACCUUAUAAUUCAGCAUAUUAGGUAAAACAUUGCAGAACAUCUGUUGGUGUUAUCAGCUAUCAGUUUGCAGAACGUUGACUUGCUUACAGGUUUUUUUAUUUUAUUAUUUCUGUUUCUAACUUGCUUUUGUUAAGACAAUGUAACAAAAUCGGGACUUUUUGAAAGACACAAGCAGCAUAAUUCUGAAUAGUAAUGAGAAAUAAUAUCUUUUUUUGUCAGAAUUUGUAUACUGUUGGUUUAUUGAGUGUUCACUUUUUUUUGAUAAAUUUGUAGUUCAACAAUGGAUAAUGUUUUCAAUUCAGCAUUUUUGCAACAAAUUAAUCUUAAAGCAAAAUUUGUAUGAGUAUCACAGAGUAUUAGUUACUGGUAGUUAGAGGCCUUUAUUAUCCAUUCUUGCAGUAUUGCACUACGUAACAAUAAAGAACAUGUUUACAGGGUUUUCUGGGCCAAGUUCAGCAGUCUGAUGUGUGCAAGCUUCUCAGAAACAUAUGGGAGUUUUGCACAUAUAACCAGGGGCAGAAUUUGGUUCUUUAAUAUGUUUACAGGUUAUGCUAAUUUCUAUAGCUGCAUUUUUAUAUUUUUUCUCCACUGUUAGUCUAGAAACCAAAUUUGUUAAUACAGUAUAACCAAAGUCAUAACCAACAAUGUGCAAUUUAUUGUAGAUCAACCUGUCAUAUAAAUUAGUUUGAUUUCUUUUGUAAAUGUGGGUAUUAUUUUGUAUUAAUAUUAAUGCUUUUUUGUUUGUUUUUUGAGCAAGUGCUGGUUAAAAAGUCAGCUUGAUGAUAAAAGGAAAAGAAUUGAUUGAUAUACCCAGCUUGCUGUAAUUUGAACUUUUUGUUACCAACAUGAUCAGAGGAAAUGACAGCAUCUAGCUUUGGCUAGCAAGUUUCUGUUUAGUCAGUCUUCAGAAAUAUGCAAGAAGGUAUUGUAGCACAUCUCUCUAUGAAGAUAUGUAAAUUCUGUAACUUGUAAUGGGUCUUAAGGGAUAUUUAAAAUCCCAGUUUGUUUUAUUCUUUGACUAGGUUGCUAGGGCUGAGGUUACUACAUGUAAAUAAAGGUAAUUUAUACAGAUUUCCCAAAUCUCUAAGCAGUUUUGUAAAACACGAAUGAUAUAUCAGUAAAUCUGUAUAGAUUUGAAUGUAGCAGUAUUUGUUGCAUACUUUAAAGUAUAAAAUAAGAAUCCUGAAAGCAGUAAAUAAAAGUUUAUUCUGAUAA
This is a messenger RNA of Meleagris gallopavo (turkey), 1994 nucleotides long. Lineage: Eukaryota; Metazoa; Chordata; Aves; Galliformes; Phasianidae. The record is from RefSeq and is a predicted model, not a curated record.